UGAGGUCAAGACCCGAUCCCCUAAGCAGCUGGUUCUUCUCUUUCCUACCUUCUCUGCGAGAGGAAGAAAUGGCGCGUCAUAUCAAUAGGACGACCAAGAGGCCAUCAUCUAGAGACAUAGCCGCCGAUAAAAAGGAUCAAAAGCGGCGCAUGAGUGGAGCGGAGAGGUCGGCGUACUUCGCAAGAAGAGAGGCAGCACAGGUGCUGAGAAUGGUUCUUCACGGCGACGCUAAACGCCGAGCCGUUGCUUCUAUCAAGUCGCUAAUAUACAGGCCUUCCAUCAGAAACAAGAAGGGCACCUUUGCUCUUGUUUGUCAGACGCUUAAACAUCUACCUAUCAUCAAAGAAAUCCUGGACGCUUCUUCUAUCUUGAACAGCAAGUGGAAGAGACAAGAAGAAUUGAUAUACAUUGUCGUUUACGAUAUUCUUUUUGGUCAGGAAGUUUCAUUGGUUGGUGAUGCAGAGAAGUUCCUCUCCUGUCACAAAGAUGUCCUACAGUCAACUCUUAAACAGCUUCUGUUGCAGAGAAAAGUGACAGGCAUUGAACAAUUGGUUGCUUUGUAUGAAGUACCUGGUGUUUCUAUACCUCGAUAUGUUCGUGUAAAUACACUUAAACUGGAUGUUGAUUCUGCCUUGCUCGAUCUGAGGAAAAAAUACUUGGUUAAAGUGGAUGACUUGCUGCCUGAGUUGCUAAUACUUCCUUCAGGCACUGACUUGCACGACCAUCCUCUUGUCAAGAAUGGAGGAAUCUUUCUGCAAGGUAAGGCCAGUUCCAUGGUGGCACCAGCCCUUGGCCCUGAACCUGGAUGGGAGGUUCUUGAUGCAUGUGCAGCUCCUGGGAACAAAACUGUCCACCUUGCUGCACUUAUGAGGGGAAAGGGUAGGGUUAUAGCAUGUGAACUGAGUAAAGAAAGGAUCAAACGUUUAAAAGAGACCAUAACACUUUCUGGCGCUUCUAAUAUUAGAGUUCUUAAUGAGGAUUUUUUGAACAUUAAUCCCAAGGCUGCUGAAUAUUCCAAGGUGCGUGCUAUUCUUUUGGAUCCCUCAUGCUCUGGUUCUGGGACUGCUUCUUCAAGGCUAGACCAUUUGCUCCCUUCCAAAGCAGCAGGCCAAGAUUUUGAUAUGGAAAGAUUGAACAAGCUUGCGAAUUUUCAGAGAAAGGCUCUUGAACAUACAUUCGCCUUUCCUACAGUUGAGAGAAUUGUUUAUAGCACAUGCUCUAUCAAUCAAAUCGAGAAUGAAGAUGUCAUCAUGUCUGUUCUACCCAUGGCCGAGUCAUAUGGGUUCCAACUGGUGACCCCAUUCCCCCAGUGGCAGCGCCGUGGGCUUCCAGUCUUUGAGGGCUCUGAACAUCUGCUUCGGACAGACCCAGCUGUGGAUGGUGAGGGCUUCUUCAUUGCUUUAUUUGCCAGAAAGGGUGCUUCCUCCUCAGCAACGUUAAAUGAAAGAGAGACAAGACCUACUUGUAACAGUUGCACUAGAACCAAAAUCCGUCAUAGCAGGAAGCAUAGGCUGCCUUAUAUUCAUACCAAUAUGUUCAAUUGGUGGACAUACCAUCAUCUCAACAAGCGAGCAUAUGAUAGAUAGAUAGAUAGAUGAGACAGCCAUAAAUUUUCUUCAUCAUCAGAUUAGGUUUCUAUAUUUCGAGACGCCUAUUGCCUUAUAAUCAUUUUAACGAGGCUCGGAACGUGCAAGUUCAAGCACAUGUUGGAUGUCCCUCACCACCGGAAGCCUGGCCUCCGCAUGUGACGUAACCCAUGGCUUACCUUGGAGCAGAGCCCAGCGGCUGUCAAGGUCUUCCACGAAAUUUGUAACUAGCUUGAAGCAGCCCGCCGCCUCUUGGUUCUUGUUUUCCGACUCAUCAGACUUGAAACGUUAUGUCAUUUAUAUUUUUUAGAAAUACAUUAUCAAGUUUUUUUUUUUUUU
This is a messenger RNA of Prosopis cineraria, 1925 nucleotides long. RefSeq names its product 25S rRNA (cytosine-C(5))-methyltransferase NSUN5. The coding region runs from base 69 to 1586 and encodes 505 amino acids. Gene Ontology annotation, molecular function: methyltransferase activity. Gene Ontology annotation, cellular component: nucleolus. NCBI's taxonomy places the organism in Eukaryota, Viridiplantae, Streptophyta, Magnoliopsida, Fabales, Fabaceae. Gene Ontology annotation, biological process: rRNA base methylation. The record is from RefSeq and is a predicted model, not a curated record. The transcript has 13 exons.